Molecule: messenger RNA, 1874 nt
Organism: Papilio polytes (common Mormon)
Lineage: Eukaryota; Metazoa; Arthropoda; Insecta; Lepidoptera; Papilionidae
Gene: phtm
Product: cytochrome P450 306a1
Exons: 8
Coding region: 161-1780 (539 amino acids)
Biological process (GO): xenobiotic metabolic process
Cellular component (GO): cytoplasm; intracellular membrane-bounded organelle
Molecular function (GO): heme binding; oxidoreductase activity, acting on paired donors, with incorporation or reduction of molecular oxygen, reduced flavin or flavoprotein as one donor, and incorporation of one atom of oxygen; iron ion binding
Source: RefSeq, a predicted model, not a curated record
GCGGCGGGCCACGUGACGACUGCCUUCGGUUGACUGAGUGCGCAGAUAGGUGCCGGUAGCUCCGCAACGAACGCUUCUGCGUCGCCUCUAUACUCGCUGCUCGCUGUGACAUCAUUCUUCUCAAGAUCGUAUACCACCUGCGAACAAACAACAGCAUACGAUGGAUUUCAUAUUUUUAUGGCUAGUUACUUUCGUACUGGGAUUUUGGAUCUGUAAGAAGAUGAAGGAGUGGCGCAGCUUGCCUCCUGGUCCUUGGGGUUUACCGAUCGUGGGAUUCUUGCCAUUUAUGGAUGGAAACCAGCCCCAUCUGACUUUGACUAAGGUCGCUAAACAAUUCGGCCCAAUAUUUGGAAUAUCAAUGGGCAGCGUGUAUACGGUAGUGCUGUCAGAUCAUAAAUUAGUAAGAGAAGCUUUCGCAAAGGAUGCCUUCUCAGGACGGGCUCCGCUUUAUUUGACUCAUGGUAUCAUGCACGGAAAUGGUAUAAUUUGUGCUGAGGGUGGAUUAUGGAAGGAUCAACGCAAACUGGUGACGAUGUGGCUGAAAAGCUUCGGGAUGAGCAAACACAGUGUGUCCCGCGACAAAUUGGAGAGACGCAUCGCAGUCGGCGUUAAUGAACUGUUACAAAACGUCAAAGAAGCCUCUGGGGCCCCUAUUGAUCUAACAUCGAUGCUAGCAAACUCACUGGGAAACGUCGUAAAUGAAAUUAUAUUUGGUUACAAAUAUCCUUCUGAUGACAAAACAUGGAAAUGGUUCAGACAAAUACAAGAAGAAGGUAGUCAUGAAAUGGGCGUUGCUGGGGUUGUUAACUUUUUGCCUUUCAUUCGAUUCUUUUCACGGUCAAUUCAAAAAACGAUGAGCAUACUAACACGUGGUCAGGCACAAACUCACUCUCUCUACGCUGCUAUUGUUGAAAAGCGACGCAAAGUAUUAAAACUUGAAGCUCCUGAAGGUGCUAAAUAUCCGUUACAUGAAAAUCUUUUCAACCAGCAUCCUAAAGGCUUUAUAAAAUGUAUAAAAUACAGCAAACAUGUAUCAGAAACGGAGGAACAUUACUUCGAUCCCGAAAUUCUUAUACCGACAGAUGGUGAAUGUAUUCUUGACAAUUUCCUCUUGGAACAAAAGAAACGGUUCGACAGCGGCGAUGAGACUGCAAAGUACAUGACAGAUGAACAGAUGUUUUAUCUGCUCGCGGACAUGUUCGGGGCAGGCCUUGAUACCACGUCGACUACUCUCGCCUGGUUUUUGUUGUAUAUGGCUCUGCACCCGGAAGAACAGGAGACGGUACGUCGUGAGAUCCAGACCGUUUUAAUUGAUGAUAAUGAUUGCGAUUAUACAAAGUUACCUCGAUUAAUGGCGGCCAUUUGUGAGACUCAGCGCAUUCGAUCUAUAGUUCCAGUUGGCAUUCCUCAUGGAUGUAUUGAAGAUACGUAUUUAGGUGACUACAGGAUUCCCAAAGGCACAAUGGUAAUGCCGCUGCAGUGGGCGAUGCACAUGGAUCCUGACGUUUGGGAGGAUCCCGAGGAGUUUAAGCCCAGUCGAUUUUUGGAUGCAGAUGGGAAUUUAUUGAAGCCGCAACAAUUCAUACCUUUUCAAACAGGAAAGCGAAUGUGCCCUGGAGAUGAGCUUUCUCGGAUGAUGUCGUGUGGAUUGAUAACACGUUUGUUCCGACACAUGCGUGUACAAUUAGUCGAUGGUCCACCCACUGAAGUGGAAAUGCAAGGUACAGUCGGUGUCACCAUGACACCGCCUAAGACGUUGUAUGUUUGUGUACCGCUUUAAUAGUACAGUCGUCAACAAAAGUGUACUAAGCAUAAAGCAAUGCAUUUAAUAUUUGUAGUUGUGUCGAUCUUAAUAAAUAUAAUCGAUUUUUAAA